CACACACACACACACACACACUCACACAAGCGGAAGAAGUACUGAAGGACAGUCUUUGGUACGUGGAGGUCAGGAGAAACGUCAAAAUGCGUUUUUUACAGAAUUUAUAUCUGUUUUCCCUUAUUAUUGCCGGUUCACUCCUCGGACUCAUUUACUUCAGCUACACAUCCUCCUGGUUCAGAGGUGUGUGGGAGUGCAGACUGACUGUGGAAGAAAAAAAACAUGGUAAUACAGACCUAAUCUUUCCUACAGGGAUUGCAUGCGCUCAGCCCAGUGUGAGUAAUAGUCGGCCGGAUGUCUCCACAACGACUCCGUGGUUAGCUCCAAUUGUGUGGGAGGGUACAUAUGAUUUGACGGUGAUUGACAACAUCUACAAACAACAGAACAUCACCGUGGCAGUCACCGUCUUCGCUCUGGGGAAGUACGUACGCUUCCUGAAGGACUUCCUAGAAUCUGCAGAGCAGCACUUCAUGGUGGGCUACCGAGUGCAUUAUUACCUGUUUACAGAUCGUCCGGACGAGGUUCCUGCAGUAACGCUGGGGGAAGGGCGUCAGUUGACUGUGAUAAAAACAGAAACCUCGAACCGCUGGCAGGAAAUCUCACUGCGCAGGAUGGAGAGAAUCGAGAAGCUCAUCGAGAAGGAACUCACCGACGAGGCAGACUACAUAUUCAGUCUCGACGUCGACUCCAAAUUCUACGCUCACUGGGGGGCGGAGUCUCUGGGCGACCUUGUCGGCGUGCUGCAUGCCUGGUUUUUCGGAAAAUCUCGGGAACAGUUCACGUACGAGCGGCGUCCUGAAUCUCAGGCCUUCAUACCGUUACAAGAAGGAGACUACUACUACGGAGGGGCCGUGAUAGGAGGACGCCUCGACAAAGUGCACAAGCUGGUGAAGACGUGCCGCAUGCAGCUGGAUGUGGACCGAGCCAAUCACAUUGAAGCGGCAUGGCAGGAGGAGUCUCACCUGAACAAGUACUUCCUGUACAAUAAGCCCAGCAAGGUGCUCUCACCUGAAUACCUGUGGGAUGACAAGAAAGGGAAACCCAGCUACAUGAAAGUGGUGCGUUUCUCUCAGGUGGUCAAGAAGUACGCUGAUGUCCGACCCAACCCUUAAAGCACACUGUACUGUAAUGGGUUUCUCAGGAAAGAUAAAUGAACUAACACCACUAACUCUAUCACCAUCAUCUCGCAGGUUUCAACCACAGACUACACCAAGGUCUUCCAUCAGGAAAUGUUUGGUUACCCUACAUUAUAAGACAUGUUGAUGAUUAUAUUAAUAAAUUGUGUUUUCCUGGAUUUUUAGGUCCUAAUUAUGUUUGUAAGUUACACAAAUGCAAUAAAGACAAUUCUUAAAGGAAAUCUAA
Messenger RNA from Ictalurus punctatus (channel catfish), 1362 nucleotides. Its product is annotated as globoside alpha-1,3-N-acetylgalactosaminyltransferase 1. The transcript has 7 exons. Bases 87 to 1112 code for a protein of 341 amino acids. Gene Ontology annotation, cellular component: vesicle; Golgi apparatus; membrane. NCBI's taxonomy places the organism in Eukaryota, Metazoa, Chordata, Actinopteri, Siluriformes, Ictaluridae. Gene Ontology annotation, biological process: carbohydrate metabolic process. Gene Ontology annotation, molecular function: hexosyltransferase activity. The record is from RefSeq and is a predicted model, not a curated record.